CCUCCGGCCCCGGCCGCCCCUGCCCGCGCGCCCCGCUCUCUGCCCCGGUUCCUGGUUAAGAUGGCGUCUCCCGCGACCGCGCACGCCGCGAAACUUCUGCGAAGCCCAGCACUCCAGGCCCGGUUCCUGGCCGCCAGGUCCCAGGCAAUUCAGCUAACCUCCAGAAGAUGGCUGAACCUUCAGGAAUACCAGAGCAAGAAGCUGAUGUCUGAGCAUGGAGUGAGAGUCCAAAGAUUCUUUGUAGCAAACACUGCAAAUGAAGCGCUGGAGGCUGCUAAGAGACUAAAUGCCAAAGAAAUUGUUUUAAAAGCACAAAUCUUAGCUGGAGGACGAGGAAAAGGUGUCUUCAGUAGUGGUUUGAAAGGAGGUGUUCAUUUAACUAAAGACCCUAAAGUUGUGGGACAGCUGGCUAAACAGAUGAUUGGGUAUAAUCUAGCAACGAAACAAACUCCAAAAGAAGGUGUGAAAGUUAAUAAGGUGAUGGUUGCUGAAGCCCUGGAUAUUUCCAGAGAAACCUAUUUGGCCAUUCUGAUGGACAGGUCCUAUAGUGGCCCUGUGCUAGUGGGCAGCCCUAAGGGCGGUGUUGACAUUGAAGAGGUGGCAGCUUCCAACCCAGAACUUAUCUUUAAGGCUGCAGAUCAAAUUAAGAAGCUGUAUAAUCUCUUCCUGAAAGUUGAUGCUACUCAGGUGGAAGUGAAUCCCUUUGGUGAAACUCCAGAAGGACAAGUUGUCUGUUUUGAUGCAAAGAUAAACUUUGAUGAUAAUGCUGAAUUCCGACAAAAGGACAUAUUUGCUAUGGACGACAAAUCUGAGAAUGAGCCCAUUGAAAAUGAAGCUGCCAAGUAUGAUCUAAAAUACAUAGGACUGGAUGGCAACAUUGCCUGCUUUGUAAAUGGGGCAGGACUGGCCAUGGCAACUUGUGACAUCAUUUUCCUCAAUGGUGGGAAGCCAGCCAACUUCUUGGACCUUGGAGGUGGUGUAAAAGAAGCUCAAGUAUAUCAUGCAUUCAAGCUGCUCACAUCUGAUCCUAAGGUUGAAGCCAUUCUUGUCAAUAUUUUUGGUGGUAUUGUCAACUGUGCCAUCGUUGCCAAUGGGAUCACUAAGGCCUGCCGAGAGCUAGAACUCAAAGUGCCCCUUGUGGUUCGGCUUGAAGGAACUAAUGUCAAGGAGGCCCAGAGCAUCCUCAGUAACAGUGGACUCCCCAUAACUUCAGCAGUGGAUCUGGAGGAUGCAGCCAAGAAGGCUGUGGCCAGCGUGACAAGGAAGUGAUGCCUUCAUUCUGCGCCCCAGGAGAAGGGAUGGUUCUCUUUUCACUGUGAAGAAAUGGCUCUUUCUCAGGAAAGGCUGGGGGAUGAGCAAGAAUCACUGUAUAAAAAUCUGAAAUCUGACUUUUCUCAACUAAGAUAUCUAGGCUGCCUGAAUCUGAAUUUACUUAUAUACCUUUAUAAAAACAAUGUCCUACAGUUUCAUACUUUGUCAUGAUAAGCUUGCUCAUUGAGCAGGAUUUUCCAACUUUGGAAGCAGUCUGUGUGGCCAAAUAAUGUAGGUACAGGAUGAGAAGACAGAUCUGGGCUCAUUCACAAGAACUUUGCUGCCAUUUAAUCCUCUAUAAUAGAAAAAUCACAGCCCAUAAAAAAAAUCUCGGGAUUAUAUUUAACAUAUUAACUACCAGAAGCCAAGGUAUUUGAGCAAAUAGCUUUUGAACACUUCAGCAGGUUUUAUAAGUUCCUAUUUACAGCACACUUAGAAAAUCCAUAACUAUUCUAAAAUGUGUCUUCAAAUGGAAGCUCCACAUUAAUAUAUUGUGCCUGUAUUUUACCAUUUGCCUUAAUAUUGAAAAUACUGUUUACCUCACAUUAAAAUUGAAACCUGAAGCCUUACACAAUUGUGACUUUGCAGUAAAAGAUUUUAAUGUCAGAACUGAGGACUACUGGCUGGUGUGAAAAAGUCUUUGUAACUAAGUCAUAUCGUGAGGACACAGCUCUGAAGAUCACACUGUGUUCACAGUCAGAACCUUCUUUCUCAUCCCUCACCCCCACUACCAGCUUGUGGCAGAAAAUUAAGAAAAUAUAAUGGAGGCGAAUGCAACUUGUUUCCAUAAUGUCCAUUUUGUGGUGGAAAAUUUGUUAGACUUUUCUUUAAACUUUGAUAAAUUUUUAUCUAUAUCCAAAUUUAAAUAAAAUUAUGUUUUAUAAGCUCUAA
Messenger RNA from Dipodomys ordii (Ord's kangaroo rat), 2202 nucleotides. RefSeq names its product succinate-CoA ligase, GDP-forming, beta subunit (gene Suclg2). The coding region runs from base 61 to 1269 and encodes 402 amino acids. Gene Ontology annotation, molecular function: succinate-CoA ligase (GDP-forming) activity; ATP binding; metal ion binding. The transcript is spliced from 10 exons. Gene Ontology annotation, cellular component: mitochondrion; succinate-CoA ligase complex. The record is from RefSeq and is a predicted model, not a curated record. NCBI's taxonomy places the organism in Eukaryota, Metazoa, Chordata, Mammalia, Rodentia, Heteromyidae. Gene Ontology annotation, biological process: succinyl-CoA metabolic process; tricarboxylic acid cycle.